This is a messenger RNA of Monopterus albus (swamp eel), 3475 nucleotides long. It is a transcript of the gene chaf1a, whose product is annotated as chromatin assembly factor 1, subunit A (p150). NCBI's taxonomy places the organism in Eukaryota, Metazoa, Chordata, Actinopteri, Synbranchiformes, Synbranchidae. The record is from RefSeq and is a predicted model, not a curated record. Gene Ontology annotation, cellular component: nucleus; CAF-1 complex. Gene Ontology annotation, biological process: nucleosome assembly. The transcript is spliced from 16 exons.
CGCCAAUUCUGACGGGGCCGCGAGAGAGGCAGCGGAGUAAACUAACCAAGGCAGUAUGCGGAAGGACAAUACGUUAUAUUUAUAUAAAACAAUUUACCAAUAUAUUUCGUUUUAAUAGCAGUAUAAAACGCGAUUCACUACCGAGAGCGUUCUUGAUAUUGUACGCCAUCAGUGUUGUUGUUUUGAAGUAGUUUUGCCCGAGAAUAUUGCCAACAAGCGGGGCCCCGGCUCAGUGGCUGGGAUGUUGGCGGCGGAAAACCCACUUGCGGACGCACAUUUGGUAGCAUCAGUUCCUAGCAGAAGAGGCAUGGACUGUAAGUCAAGUAAUAAUGGCAACAAGAAACUUAUACAAGCCCGUCUCCCAUUCAAGCGCCUAAACCCUGAACCAAAAGAGAACCAGCCACCUAAACGCCCCUGUGCACAUGCCUGCCCUGAACCUACAGAUAGGGAGGAUGUGUCCUCUUCACUCCUGGUGCAUAAAGGACCACCCUUGGUUAAUGGUCGUGGGCCCCUUGAUGGCUUCCUGAGCAGUAGACACUCUGCAGCCUUUGAUGAAAAUGUGGUUAUAGAUCUGACUGAGGACAACACCUCAUCUUCUGUAAAGUGCCUUGUGUCACAUGCUUCUGCCUCUCCUAGCUUACUAACAAAAGACAAGUAUCAGGGCAAAGACAAAUGUGCCUCCUCUGAGAAAUCCAGCAAUGUUGAUCACAGUCCUAAAACACACACUUUAGAAGAGGUGGAUGAAAAAGAUGGGAAUGAGACUGAAUCUAGCUCACAGCUUGACACAACACAGGAUUGUGACAGUGAGCCAGAGGAGCAGAAUGAAUCAGGAAUUGUUUCCAGUUUGGGAAAUAAGUCCAUGCUGUCAGUUUCAUCAGUCAGCUCAAUGUCUGAAAGCUCACCAGAGAAGUCCAAGACUGAUGACCCUACACCCACUAAUACACCAACAGAGCCAGAGACCACCCUCAAGAUACCAGCAGAUCAGAAAAAGAUCAAAAGACGCUCAUUGAAGAGUUUACAAGAACAAGAGGAGAGGUUUCGUCUGCAACAGGAGAAAGAACGCCAAAAGGAAGAAGCAAAGGCUGCAAAAGAGAAAAAGAAAGAAGAGGUUCGCAAACUAAAGGAGGAGUGUAAAAGGGAAAAGCGUGAGCAAAAAGAAAAAGAUGAGCGUGAGAAACGAGAGAAAAAAGAGAAGGAAAAGGCAGAAAGGUUAAAAGCAAAAGAGGAGCUACGGAAAUCAAAGAUAGAGUGAAAAGAAGAGGAGAAACGAGUGAAGGAAGAAGAGAAACGGUUGAAAGAAGAGAAGGAUCGUCUCAAAGCUGAGAAAGCAGAAAUUACAAGGUUUCUACAGAAACCAAAGCUCCAACAGGCUCCAAAGACACUUGCAGCUGCAUGUGGGAAAUUUGCUCCAUUUGAGAUAAAAGAAAACAUGUCUUUGGCACCACUGUGUCGGGUUCACUGUGAGGACUCUGUUCUGGAGGAGCUGUACCGGUAUUUGUUAAACCCUGCUGAUAACCUGAAUGGACUGAAAGACUGGAUUGGCCAAAAGCCCCGUCGGUCAGGACCCACCAAACCCAGACAGAAGGACUCACUCAGGGGGUGUAUAACAUUGAAGGGGCCUAAACCAGAGGGUGUGCCAGACCGAAAACGUUAUGGACCCAUGAAAUUGCUGCAAUUCCAUGAAAACUACCGUCCAGCCUAUUGGGGUACCUGGAAUAAGAAGAGUUCACACAUCUCACCUCGCUGCCCCUUCAGACAAGACAAGGAGUUGUUGGACUAUGAGGUGGACAGUGAUGAAGAAUGGGAGGAAGAGGAACCAGGAGAGUCCCUGUCACACAGUGAAGGCGAAGAUGAGGAGGAAGGAGUUGAAGAUGACGAUGAUGAUGAUGGCUUCUUUGUCCCUCAUGGCUACCUUUCAGAUGAUGAAGGGGCUCUAGAAGAAGAGGAGGGUGGCGACCUGGAGAAGCAGAAACUACGUCAGAAACUGAAGGCAAGGGAAUGGGAUGAGCUGAUGUCCACCAAGAAGAAGAUGAAGGUGCUGGAGCCAGUGGUGAGGGGCUGUGUCUGGGAUGGAGAAGGCCCUGGCUUGGAGCUCUUCCAGCCUUAUGCUGUGUGUCUGUUUGAACCUUUACCUAAGACAGACACCAGCCCCGGCCCGGAGGAGCUGUCACAGAAGUGUCAGAGAGAAACACAAUUACUUUAUCAGCUGCUACCUUUGCUGCAUGGCAAUGUCAACAGCAGCAAAGUGAUCAUCACUGAGUUUCAGGAGCUUUGCCGUCAGCAGACCUCAUCUUCCUCAUCACCACUUCCUCCAUUGUCUAGCCCUCAGAGCCCAGCAGAAAAUAUUCCCACCAGAAUACAACUGAAGCGCCUCAUCCGGACCAGUGCUGUUUAUGAGAAGCGCUCUACCUACAGACGCUGCUGCUGGUAUGUGCAUCCAGAGGUCCUGUCCUGUUUUGGACUGGAAGCUCUGCCAGUGCCCUGCCAGUGGACCUACCUCACCACAGGAGCUCGAGAAGACUCCCGUGAAGAACCCCAGGCAGCCACAGGCUCUCAGGGAAGCUCUCCCACUACACCUCAGACAUCAUCCACCCUGUCUUCAUCUAACAAAAGGAAGAGCACAGGCAGCAUGUCGAUCACCAAGUUCAUGAAGAGAUGUACUGAUCCUGAGCAGAUGGAAGCAAGCCUCCAGGCUGAUGGUUUUCAUGCUGAUACUGAGGAUGAUGAUGAGGAAGACUGUGUUAUAAUCUCUGCACAGAGUGGCCAAACCAGAGAAAGCUCUUCCAGGGAGGGAGACAACCUAAUAGAUGUCACCCCCUCUGACACAGCUGUUCUUCCUGUGGCCAGUGCUGCUCCUACACCCGCCACUGCCUGAGGACCAGAUAGACUAUCUCUCCCAGCCAAGCUACUCACAAUUUCUCCUACCUGGUUCUGAUCUCUGCUGUGUUGAAGACAGAAUCAAGUCUUCCAGCAAGCUUGUCAAGAGUCGGGAGCCACCUUGCCUGUAAAGCGUAGUUGUGCAUAAAAUCAGUGUGUCUGACUUGAUUGUGGAGGGCAGGUUUGUCCAGUGUUCAUUAGUUAUGUAUCUGAUUUUUGCAUUGGCGUCUCAGUCAGGUAAGGACUGCUGCAGAUUGGGUUGAACAGACAGAGGAAGAGCAGAAUGAAGAUGCCCAGUUUCAUCCAAGACAUCAAGAACAGCAUUAUGUACGUUUUUUGAAACGUUGAAUUCAUAUCGUAUUUCUUGUGGUUUAAAUGUAUAUAAUUUACAAGAAACUAGAGUUGGCAAAUGAGAGGCUGGAAGUCCAUCUUUGACUUCAAUGAGUGCAUUUAUUCUGCUAUUUCUAAUUCUGACAACUCAUUGGAGAAGUUGCUAGAUUUGUACAUAGUUGGGUCCAGUGUCACAAUGUUUUAUAAAUGUAUUUUUUUUUUAAGACUACUUGAACAGGAUGCAUUCAUUAAACAUGGAAUUAAAGUA